Messenger RNA from Bradysia coprophila, 2086 nucleotides. RefSeq lists its product as uncharacterized. The record is from RefSeq and is a predicted model, not a curated record. Gene Ontology annotation, biological process: embryonic development via the syncytial blastoderm; cell surface receptor signaling pathway via JAK-STAT. NCBI's taxonomy places the organism in Eukaryota, Metazoa, Arthropoda, Insecta, Diptera, Sciaridae.
AAAGAGACACCUUUUUACCAUCGGACUUUUCACUUUUGGAACAGUUGCUUGUCAAACGUUGUAAGAACAACAUCUUGAAAAAGAUUUUUGAUCGACAUACUAAAAAAAAAGGUUUUCUGUAUACUUACUGUGUUCUGUUAUUAAGUGUUGGAUCGGAAAACUUAGCAAAAAAAAUUAUUUAAACGAAAAAAAGUUGUAUUAACAAAGUGCAAAUUUAUCAGCGACGGAUGUGACUGUUAGAAAGAAAUUAAAAAAUAAAUAUUUUGUGGAAAAAAGAAGUGAUUCAGUGGUCAGAACAAUUAUUAUUGUUCUCAAGAAAAAACAAAAACAGUUUUCGCUUUACAAAAACAUUUUUUUUUAAAUUUGUGUAUGACGUUAAAUUGCAUCACAAUUGAUAACUACAAGCAUUCGAGUUGGGCACCAGUACAGCUACGAAAAUGCGACAUCUACAGUUUUUUCGUUUGUGUCGUCAUUUUUGCUGGCUUUGCUAACGGUGCCCCACAAAACCAUCACAGACAUGGACACACAGCGGCGUAUUCAUCGUCUGUUGAUGACAGUAAUACCAAAAUGGAAUGGGUGAAUCCGUGUGGUGUACUUUUAGCUACUGUACCGACAAAAUUCGAAAAUGAAACCGAAUUUCAACCAAGAAAUCCGAAAGCUUUAAAGCCACUGAGAGACGCUUUACCAAACUAUAUCCUUCGACUGAACGGUCCGAACAUGAACGCUAUUGACACAUCAGACAUUAGCGAAUGGUUUAAAUACAAUUCAACCUACUCAUUUUUGCAUCGAAUCAAUGCAUCUGUAGCAGCUGUAAAUUUACCAAAACGACACAGAGAAACCCAAAAAUAUGUGGCUGCAUUCCAGCAGCUAGCGAGUAAGCAGAAAAAAUUCGACAGUUUCCAAAACGAAGGUAACGCAAAAACCGUCGAAAUCGAUCAUCUGUUGGUAUUGGCGAAGAAUCUCCUCUGUGAAAUCGAAACCAUCAUCAACAAUACGCGCCAACCGAUGCCAAUGGUAAUGUCCCGCGAAGCCAUGGACCGAGCGCUGAAGUUUCGCAACAACAACAACAGCAUAUUCAGUGACGACGGCGACAUCGACGAGCUGGACAAUAAGUUUGCGAAAGUGCGAUUUCACGAGUAUGUGCAAAAUUUGCAGCGGGUACUGAAGCGUCCGGGUAAAAAGAAUUUGCGACCGCGUAAACGGGGACCGAAAUUCGGCGGUCCGAAGAAGGGUAAGGGAAAGAAGGGAACGAAAGUGGUGAAAGGGAAGGGACCGAGAAAACAAGCAAAACGAAAAAAUCUGAGAAAGAAAAUGAAAUUACCAAAUGGCUCACUAACAUAAGUAGUUUUUCGUCUUCUUGUUUUUAGUAAUUUUUAUUUAUUUCAAACUUUUUUUUUUUUGUUUAGAUGUUAAGCCUUAUAUCAAUUGCUGUGAUAUAAUUUUAGGGAAAAUUAUAUGUAAGUAUUUUGAAUAAAAAUAGACCAAAAAUAUAAUUACGUGUACAUUUAGAUAAUGAAAUGGGGGGGAAGAAAAAUAAAAAAAAACGCGGAACGAACAAAUGACUUAAGCCAUUGGAAGAAGAAUAAUUUUUGUUUUGUGAAUUACCUUGAUCAUCAGCUAAAUCGGAAUUAGUUUCGUUCAAUUCCGAAACGCUGAAGACUAAGGUCAUUUACAGACGCAUGUGUGAGAAAUUAUUUCUUUCUUUGUAAUGAUAAAUAUGGCAACUAAUAGUUUUAUAUUGUGCGGCAGUUUUCUCGGAAAAAGUUCAAAAUUAUAGUAGAAACCAACUUUUUUCCUAUUAGUAUUUAAUCCCAUUCCUUUUAACAUUGUUCCUACGGUAGGAUAAUUUUUCUCUAUAAAAUAAAAAAAAACAGUGAAAAAUGACAGAAAAGAAUAAUCAAUUUUUCGAUCAAUUUUGUAAAUGAAAAUUGAUGGACGCGAAAACUCUUUUAGCAUUAAUUCUGUGUGUAACUCUAUCCUCCUCCUUAUUUAUAUGUUUUUAAUUUAUUUUCGUCAUUUUAUUUAUUAUUCAUCUCAUUAUUUAAAUGCAAAAUCAAAAUCAUUAAUUUAAAAUUAGACAAAACGA